AUGGACGCGGCGGUGCAGGAGGCGAAGCUGCUGCGGCAGGUGAACGCGCUCAUCGUGGCGCACCUCCGCGACCAGAACCUCACGCAGGCCGCCGCCGCCGUGGCCGCCGCCACCAUGACCCCGCUCCCCGCCGCCACCUCCCUCCCCAACCACCUCCUCCGCCUCGUCGCCAAGGGUCUCGCGGUCGAGCAGGGGGAAGCGGCGAGGGGAGGAGGAGCUCCCGCCGCGUUUGACUCCGCUGGUGGCGGUGGUAUGGGGCGCCCGCUCGCCACCAAUGCCGUGGAUUUCAGUAUGCAGAAUGUUAAGGGCCCUUCCAAGAGCUUUUCCAAGCACGAGGCCAAGCACAUCUCUGAUCAUAAGAAUGUUGCCCGAUGCGCAAAAUUUAGUCCCGAUGGGAGAUAUUUUGCAACUGGAAGUGGAGAUACAUCGAUUAAGUUCUUUGAGGUUGCAAAAAUCAAGCAGUCGAUGUUAGGGGAUUCCAAAGACGGUGGCCGGCCUGUGGUUCGUACAUUUUAUGAUCACAUGCAGCCCAUCAAUGACCUGGAUUUUCAUCCUACUAGCCCAAUACUGAUAUCUGCAGCAAAAGAUAACACAAUAAAGUUUUUUGACUUCUCAAAAACUGCUGCAAGGAAGGCAUUCAGAGUUAUUCAGGAUACUCAUAAUGUUAGAUCUGUAUGUUUUCACCCUUGUGGGGAUUACAUUUUAGCAGGGACUGAUCACCCUAUUGCUCAUCUCUAUGACGUGAACACUUUCACAUGCUACUUAGCGUCAAAUCCGCAGGAUUGUAGUGCUGCCAUUAACCAGGUGCGCUACUCGGAUACUGGGAGCUUGUAUGUGACUGCUUCAAAGGAUGGUUCUCUGCGCAUCUGGGAUGGAAUAUCUGCUGAAUGUGUCCGUACCAUAAGUGGAGCACAUGGAUCUGCAGAAGCUACUAGUGCAAUUUUCACAAAAGACGAGAGGUACAUCCUAUCAUGUGGGAAGGAUUCUUCUAUAAAUUUAUGGGAAGUUGGCACCGGAAGACUCGUGAAGCAAUAUGCUGGUGCUGUUAACGGGCAAUUCCGAUGCCAGGCUGUCUUUAACGAAAGCGGGGAGUUUGUAAUAUCAACUGACGAACAAACCAGCGAGGUUGUCGUCUGGGAUGCACUUACCACUGAAAAGGUGGCCAGAUUGCCCUCUGGCCACACUGGCGCCCCUAGGUGGCUGGAGCACUCUCCUGUAGAGCCAGCCUUUGUUACAUGCGGAAACGACCGAUCCGUCAGAUUCUGGAAACAAACGGCGUAGAUUCAAACAAGCACUCAAAUCAGAAGAUUUGCUAUAGCAUAGUGGGGGAUAAAAGGGAAGAUUUGCUCGUGUGCAGUCCCUCUGUAACUCUUUUUUUUGCGAAUUGGUUCCUGUUGUAACUCUAGUAGUUGUACAUGUUCCUGAAGAUUUUACAUUGUAACAAACUUGGCAAUAAAUAUCGUGCACAG
Lolium rigidum is the source of this 1469-nucleotide messenger RNA. RefSeq names its product cleavage stimulation factor subunit 50. The record is from RefSeq and is a predicted model, not a curated record. The transcript is spliced from 13 exons. Lineage: Eukaryota; Viridiplantae; Streptophyta; Magnoliopsida; Poales; Poaceae. Gene Ontology annotation, biological process: mRNA 3'-end processing. Gene Ontology annotation, molecular function: protein binding; RNA binding. Bases 1 to 1281 code for a protein of 426 amino acids. Gene Ontology annotation, cellular component: mRNA cleavage stimulating factor complex.